AUGUCAUCUAACGCUCAGAUCGCACAACCAUCUGGGCUCUCACAUUCAUUCAACCACGUCACAUCACCAGCCAAUACGGCCUCGACAGCCCAAGCAAACAAUGCCACCCGCACAGAGUCGCCUUCUUCCGCCUCCGGCAGUGGGGAACCUUCAGGCAGGAAGAUGAAGCGGACUGGAGCAGCGAAACCGCUCAUAAGGCCGAGUCUUUAUAGAGGAAUGGCACCACCUUGGGCGACUUCCUUACUAGGCGGAAAGAUAUUUACGGCGCCUACUUUAUCGUCACCUGCUUCUGCUCCUGCUUCUGCCCCUACUCAAGCUCAGGCUGAGAGCAACACCAACACGCCAGAGCUGGAAUCCGCUCAACCAAGCUCAGGUAUCGAGGAAUCCGACGAUAGCGGUAGCACGCACUCAGGCAGCCCAGAACCAGCUCGCAUUGUGAGCGACAUUGCUCAGCCCGACCCCGAAGAUCCACUAGCAGUCAAAGCCGAGGCGGUAGUUUCGGAGGGCGGUUCAGAUUUCGACAUGGCGCGCGAGAAGAAGAGUCUUGCGCAGCAUGCCAAGAUCCAGGCUCUGCAAGAUUCGUGGGCCUCUAGCAACGCUUCUGGAGGUCAAUUGAGUUCUGCUGGACAGUCGGCGAAUGCAAAGGACUGGCUUGGUGGAUCUGCAUCCGAGGCAUCGUCCAAGAGAAAGCACUCUCUGACCGGGAACUUGGCGGAGGGCGAUGCUAAGCGGCGGGCAACGGACGUUGGUGUUCAUGGCGCAUCGAUCAUGAGAUCGCCCGAUGAAAAGUCAAAUGCGACUGCUACAGAGCAGGAUCUGCUAAACGCCCUCGAGGUCGGAAGGCCAAGUAUCAUGAAAAGCACCGAAGAUGGCUUGUCCCUGGCGAUUGCGACGGAACAACCACAAGUCUUUGAAUCUUCGGACGAGGAUAUGGACUACGACGAUCCAGCAGAGGCUGACGAUGACGUGACGGAUGAUGACGAAGAGAAAGAGGUUGGAGACGACCUGGAGAUCAACACCACGGGGACGCCAUCUGCAAAAACAGCACUGCCAACGUCCCAAGGCUCCGACCAAGAGUUUACUUUCACGAAAAACCCGCAUCCUCGCGGGUAUCUGCAAUGGAGGACGCCCAACGGCAUCGAGUCCACAUGUGGUGCCAUCAUCCCUACAAAUUACAAGUUUCAUUCUGACCCCCAAAACCCUUACAUCUGUCCGGUGCGCAAUUGCCGCGUCAUUUUUCCAAAGUGGAAUGGGCUUGGAGCACACUUCUGCGCAAAACAUCGCAGCUCCAAGUUCAAUGACAAUCUCGACGGGACCCUGUCGUUCGUUGACUACUAUAAGAGGGUGGGCACGAAAUACGCGGCUCCCAUCGUGGUCUCGCAGAAUCUGCUCCGGGGCGACGAGCCUCCCUUGGCGGAGCCAGUGACUGCUGGCUAUAAGCCUGUAUCGGGCCCGGCCGGACCUCCGAACCCAGCUUCGUGGGGUCCGACUUCGAAGCCUGUGGAUCCGGCCCCAUCCCGGGCCAUUCCCAAGUUAGAUCUGAAGAAUGACAUGACGGUUAUAAAGCCACCUCUUGUGGCCCCGCCUUCGAGCCAAAGCGUUGCCGCCUCAGAUGGGCUGCUCACAUACCUUUCCGGACACCUUUCUCCGGCGUAUAAAAUACCGAUAGAAAGGCCGGAUGUGAAGGCGCUGCUCAAGCUGCCUCGACGGCGCUUGUUACCUCAGGCUUGGAAGUUGAAAUACACUGGGAUCGGGCACUUGGCACCCCUCGCCACAGUUGCGCUUCUGAUCUUUCUCACUGGCGAUAUUGCAACACCAUGUUGCCACGUGUGCUACAAGCACAGUGAUCCUUUUGAAAAUUUUCUUCAGCCAUGUGUCGUCAUGUCCGCCGCGGCUCCUGGCUUCUUGAAGGAGAUUGGAAACAAGGCCUGCUCCGGAUGUCAGUGGCGAUCCAACUUCCGCAGAGAAAGGAACAACUGCUCCUUCUUGUCCUCGGGCCAAGGAACGUCAAGCCCACAAGUGACUCCGAUAGCACCACCUACACGGUCUACGGUUGCAACCCGCUCCGCGUCUGCGACAACCGCUGCCGACGCAUAUGCCCUGCCAUAUCCUCCAGCAUCUCAGCCACCUCUCAAAACCUCUACUCCGGUGGCUACCUUUUCCCUGCCGCCAUCGACACAGCCGGCUCCAAGCGUUCACAAAACCGAUAGCCAACCACCCCUUAACCCGCCUAGAAGAACCACGAGGCACUCAGCGGCUACUACACCACUUCUUGCCGAGUCAUCAACGCCCAUCGAACAUGCCUCUUCGCUUAGUGGCAACCCGAUGCCAGCCGACACCCUGGAAAUGGAAGACUGGGAAGUUGCCCCAGGCCGGAUUCGUGAUGAACGCAGCGAAUCUGCAACGAAUGUGGCCUUUUCCAACUCCUAUCUCACGAGCAACCAAGCGGUGACUGUCUCUGAGGACAUAUUCUUCAACGUCAUCGUCAUCAAGCCCGGAGAGUCGCAUGAAUGGACCGCUGAAUCGGAGAAAGUCCGAAUCUGCUCCCUGGCCGCGGGCAAACUCAAGGUGAAACUCGAGAACACGGUGCCGUUGUUAAUGGGCCCGAACGGAAUGUUCAAGAUAAAGCCUGGCACGGCGUGCACUGUUUGGAAUCGCCUAUAUAUCGACGCGGUGGUGCACGUCACCACUGUUUCGUCCUUUUAG
Messenger RNA from Colletotrichum phormii, 2706 nucleotides. RefSeq lists its product as uncharacterized. Lineage: Eukaryota; Fungi; Ascomycota; Sordariomycetes; Glomerellales; Glomerellaceae. The coding region runs from base 1 to 2706 and encodes 901 amino acids. The record is from RefSeq and is a predicted model, not a curated record. The transcript is spliced from 5 exons.